UCAAAUUUCAAUAGAAUCUUCUGUGAGUCGGCCCCCGGGCAACUUCAUCGAAGCGCGUCCAUUAGGCACAAUCUUCUCAGAUUGUUUGAUUAUAUUCUUCUGAUUAAUCGGAAGAUUCCACAGGGUUUUCAGCUUCGGAUCGGGAUUUCUCUUGAUUACUUUUUUGAAACGAGUUUAUUGCAGCUCUAGGGUUUUCGUCAAUCUUGUAAUUUUCUUCUAGUUCUGAUUUUGAUUCGUCUAUGCCCUUGCUCAGAGGCAGAAGAUGUAUAGCAACUUUAAGGAGCAAGCGAUAGAAUACGUUAAACAAGCUGUGCAGGAAGACAAUGCUGGGAAUUAUGCAAAAGCGUUUCCUUUGUAUAUGAAUGCUUUAGAGUACUUCAAGACCCAUUUGAAGUAUGAGAAAAACCCUAAAAUUAAAGAAGCGAUUACCCAGAAAUUCACCGAGUAUCUGCGGCGGGCCGAGGAGAUCCGUGCUGUUCUUGAUGACGGCGGGCCUGGCCAGGCAUCCAAUGGGGAUGCUGCAGUAGCUACGCGACCUAAGACAAAGCCGAAGGACGGGGAAGGUGAUGGAGAAGAUCCAGAGCAGUCCAAGCUCAGGGCUGGGCUAAAUUCAGCGAUUAUUCGGGAGAAACCUAAUGUGAAGUGGAAUGACGUUGCUGGGUUGGAGAGCGCGAAGCAAUCAUUGCAGGAGGCGGUUAUCCUGCCCGUCAAGUUCCCGCAAUUCUUUACAGGUAAAAGACGGCCUUGGAGAGCAUUUCUGUUGUAUGGCCCACCUGGUACAGGGAAAUCAUAUUUGGCCAAGGCUGUUGCAACUGAAGCUGACUCCACAUUUUUCAGUAUUUCUUCAUCAGACCUCGUUUCAAAGUGGAUGGGUGAAAGUGAAAAGCUGGUAUCAAACCUUUUCCAAAUGGCCCGUGAAGGUGCCCCUUCCAUCAUAUUUAUUGAUGAAAUAGACUCUCUAUGUGGUCAGCGUGGUGAAGGCAACGAGAGUGAAGCUUCUAGACGAAUCAAAACUGAACUUCUAGUGCAGAUGCAGGGUGUAGGAAACAAUGAUCAGAAAGUUCUUGUACUUGCAGCAACAAACACACCCUAUGCUUUAGAUCAGGCAAUAAGGCGGCGUUUUGAUAAGCGUAUAUACAUUCCACUACCAGAUCUAAAGGCUCGUCAACACAUGUUCAAGGUGCAUUUAGGAGAUACUCCUCAUAACUUGAGUGAAAGUGAUUUUGAGCUCUUGGCUCGCAGGACAGAGGGGUUUUCUGGUUCAGAUGUUUCUGUCUGUGUCAAGGAUGUUCUGUUUGAGCCUGUUCGUAAAACCCAAGAUGCCAUGUUUUUCUUUAAGAAUCCCGAGGGUAUGUUGAUCCCGUGUGGACCAAAGCAAGAGGGUGCAGUUCAAGUCACAAUGCAGGAUCUUGCCGCAAAAGGACUUGCUUCCAAGAUCCUCCCACCACCUAUUACGAGAACAGAUUUUGACAAGGUGCUUGCUAGACAAAGGCCUACAGUAAGCAAAUCUGACCUUGAAGUUCAUGAGAGAUUCACGAAAGAGUUUGGAGAGGAGGGUUGAUUCAGGUGGAAUUAAAUCCAAAUACCCACUCUGGUUGUUAUUAUUGUGAUUUAUAAUUUCUUUAGCACUUUGGUUAAGUGAAUUGCAUGUUUGAUAUUUAGGUUUGGGAAAUUUGAAAUUUGCUUUUGUACGGAGAUUAAUCUAAUGCGGGUGCUCUAUAUUGUUUCUUGGAAACUGUGUAUAAGAACGGGAUUUGAGAUUUUUCAAAAUUAUUUGUAAGUGAUACAAAUUGCUUUUGCUGGGUGAGAGCUAAUA
Molecule: messenger RNA, 1816 nt
Organism: Neltuma alba
Lineage: Eukaryota; Viridiplantae; Streptophyta; Magnoliopsida; Fabales; Fabaceae
Product: protein SUPPRESSOR OF K(+) TRANSPORT GROWTH DEFECT 1
Exons: 8
Coding region: 263-1561 (432 amino acids)
Biological process (GO): vacuole organization; endosomal transport
Molecular function (GO): ATP binding; ATP hydrolysis activity
Source: RefSeq, a predicted model, not a curated record